Messenger RNA from Symbiodinium sp. CCMP2456, 1509 nucleotides. NCBI's taxonomy places the organism in Eukaryota, Dinophyceae, Suessiales, Symbiodiniaceae. The record is from the annotation of a GenBank genome assembly.
AUGCCUGUGCUGAUCGUGGGGACGAAGGUGAUCAAGGAGAAGGACCUCGGCGAGUCUGCCGCAGUGGAGUACGUCAGCGUGCUGUCUGCUCUCGAUCUCACAACUGCAGGUUCAAUCGUGCCAAACCUGAGAAGGAGCAAGUACACCUGCCACCAACGUGCCAUGGCCCACAAAGCGCUGAAGAAUUACUGCGUCAUCCAGGAGAUGGUGAAGAACAAGGCCUCGAAGGUUCAGGUGAACCAGGAGGAGGUCCAGAGGCUGAUGCAGGCCUUGGUUCUCGACCUGCAAGGCGAUAGGAUUAGCAAUUGGGAUGCUACUGACGUGCAGCAGCUGAAGGAGCUUCACGUCAGGAUUGACUGGAUGACGGUCGAGCCGAAAGAGCCCGCGAAGGGCCUCAAGAGCAAGUUUAUCAGUGGCGUGAAGUUUGCGAGCAGAACGGCGAAAGCUUAUGCGACAAAGGCACUUCAGCUCCUGAGUCUGAAAUCCUCGAUUCUGGGUCGUAGUCACCUUCUAGGCAAGUACACGGUCAAUUUCAUCAAGCAGCUGGGGACGAAUACCAUCCUCUUCUUCGAAGACGGUGAGCAAGGUGCCUUGAAGGCUGCCAAGAAAGGCGGACUUCACACCAGCACCGAGGAGGACUUGAACGCGGAGAGUACAAAAGUGGAGUUAGCCAUGGGGAAUGCCGUCAACGAUGCAGCGCAAGGUGCCGCCAAGGUGACAGCCAAGAGCCUCCACAAAGACUUGAACGCAGGAAAGCUCGAUAGCAUUGACGAUGCUGAAGAGGAGAUCGAAUCUGUGGAAGAGAGUGCCCCAAAUCUUGGCAUCCGUGGCGUGGGCGUCUCGGCAGCGGGCCUUGGUGCCGGACUCGAGGAGGUGAUCGAUUUCCGGAACCGUGAGAUCGGGCAGUUCAAGUGGGGAACUGGUUUCUUCGGACCGUCCGUGACCGGCGUGAGUUUAGGCGGCUACGCCGGUGUCGGAUGGAAAGGCUACAAGCAGAACUGGACGCUGCAGGAGGCGUACGUGACAGGCCUCUACACUGGCGUGGGGCUCUCACCUUCCAUCUUCGGCCUCAACGCCGGCCUGAGCAUUACCUUCGCCACCGACGCUGACAAUUCCGUCCCAGGCCCAUGGAUUCCGGAGCCACAUGGAGUCAACGGCAUCACACUGGGAUGGAGCGCCGGCGCGAGCAUCACAAAGGCAGUCAUUCCGAUGUCUGCGGAUGUCGGGGCGUCCUACUACUGGUAUCUGAAUUCCGAGUGCUUCGGAUCACUAUCCGAAAUGAUCAAGUAUAUCUGGGUGCCUCGCUGCAAGGAUUGCCAAGGGGUCACCGAGAACGCCAAGAUCAUGGCUCUGCGUCUCAGCAUUAACUUGCCUUCCUUUCCCUUCAUCAGCGAAACUGCCUUCUCGCUCUUGGCUGCCAUGUAUGACAAGUUCGUCCGCGAGCCUGGGCACCGGCCGACUGAGUGCUCCCCUGGAAGCGUUACCCUGCGUCACCAGGGCUGCACGUAA